UUUCGCCUGCGCGCCUUCAGCACGCGCAUUUGUUUUCCUAUCGAGAUUGUUGCUCCCCGUUGCUUGCCAGCACAGUGUUUAGUUGUUCGUAAAAGAUUGUUCAGGUACCAAUAGUGAGCCGAAAUUUCCCAUCUCGCAAUUUGAAUUUGGAGCGUUAUAUUGAUUAGAGAUCGGUCUCUCGAUGGAGUGAUGUUUUUUUUAUAACGACUGACCUUUAAGGAUCGCUUUGUUAUACAUUCUGCAAUCGCUAAGAAAGAAUACACAGAAUACACGUCAAAGUAGCGAGUGCAAAAAGCUAAGCUGCAGUUCCGCUGAAAGUGACACUUUCCACUUGCAAAGACUUUCCAACAACAAGCGCGCAAACAUCAGCAAUGAUCAACUCGUUGCCAGCUAGCACACAGCAGUAGACUUCAUCGCCUAUCAUCAAUUAAGCAAGUGUGUUGAAAAGAUGUCAGCGAUGUUGCUACUGAUUGUCAAGCUCUUGCUAAUCUUGGGGCUAAUCACCGACACGCGAUCGUGGAGCAGCGGUCGAAGCCACCAAGGCUCCAACGCCAAGUGUGAGCACCUAAACGUGUCGUUUUGUCGUGGUCUCAGGUACAACCUCACUGCCAUGCCGAACUUCAUGGGCCACGAGGAUCAGCUGCAGGCUGAACGUGGGCUGGCGACGCUGAUGCCUCUGGUCCACUACAACUGCUCGCGGCAUCUACGCUUCUUCCUGUGCUCGGUGUUCGCCCCCGUCUGCUCCGAGCACGUGGCAAUGCAGAUACCGGCCUGCAAGCCGCUCUGCCUAUCCGUCAGGCGCGACUGCGAGCACACCUUGCGAGAAUUGACGCUGCCGUGGCCGCACAUGCUGGACUGCGACCGAUUCCCCGACAACAGUAACAUUCUGUGCGUGCAGCCACCGCCGGAAGAGAGUCUGGCGCCGGAAACAGCGCCGUUUUUGCACGACACCAAGGACAAGCAAGCGGAUGACGAGGACGAGGACGAGGAGGAGGAGGAAGAGGAGGAGGACGACGACGACGACGAGGAUGGGAACGAAGAUGAGAAAGAUAAAAAGCAAGCGCAAUGGCCGGUGGUGCAGCCGAUGCAACCGAUGCCGUUGCCACCGAGAGAUCGUUUGCAAAAGUGCCCUGCGCCUUUCGUCGAAUCACCCUAUGUCGACGUUGUGAGUUUUUCACGUAAUUCUAUCCGCGCGUUCAUGCUCGUGACGUCCUGCGUACCGCGCUGUGGCGAGGACGUCUAUUACCGCGACGAGGACAAGCAAUUCACCGACCGCUGGAUGACCGGAUGGGCAUGGCUGUGCUUCCUCUCCACUCUCUUCACGCUGCUUACCUUCUGGGUGGAGCCCAUGAGAUUCCGGUAUCCCGAGAGGCCUAUCGUCUUCCUGGCGCUUUGUUACAACUUCCUCUCGCUGGCUUACAUCGUGCGAGGUGCCGUUGGCCCGGAGCAAUUUGGAUGUGCCGCGCAAGCCGACGGGCCGAGUUACGUGCCGGUGAACGACGGCAUGAGAAGCGCGUCCUGCACGCUCUGGUGGGUGGCGCGUUACUACUUCGGACUGGCCAGUAGCCUCUGGUGGGCGAUCCUCUGCGGCUGCUGGCUGCUGAGCGCCAGAAACGAGUGGAGCAGCGAAGCGCUUCACAACAUUGCCACCUAUCUGCACGCCGUCGCCUGGGGCACUCCGGUGCUCCUCACCAGUGUGACGCUCAUCUCGAGAAGCCUGUCAGCCGACGAGCUAACCGGUCUCUGUCAAGUGUCCGACGAAUCAGUUCUGUGGCUGGAAAUUCUACCCAACGCAAGCUUACUAAUUCUAGGCUGCGUCCUCGGCGGGAUAGCCGGCUCCGCUCUGAUCCGAGUGCGUCGAGCGAUCCGCCAAGCGGGACGCAGCGCCACAAAACUCGAACGUCUAAUGACCCGUCUCGGCGUGUUCGCCGUUCUCUACGCGCUGCCGGCUCUCAGCAGCAUGGCUUGUGCUCUUCGCGAAUCUCACAUUCGUCCUAAGUGGCGUACUCUGGUAUUUCUCGCAGCCCUCGACUGCCGAUCGUCCACCGACUGCAUACCAGGCAGUUUGCCCAAUCACAAAGCUUCUGGCCUCGAAGUUACGCUCUUACGAUUGUUCUUGUCAUUGGUCAUCGGCAUCACUUCCGGUAUGUGGGUGUGGUCAGGAAAAACUUGUAGAGCCUGGAGUAAACUGCUCGCUGCUCCUAGCAAACCAUCGAGGCAACAGCAAGCUGCCCAACCCUUCCAGGGAUACAAACACGAAGCUGCUAAUGUCGCGUGAUUUUAAUCUCGUUGUUAUUGUUGAUUGACGUUGACACUUUUUUUAUUAUUUAUUUUUUCGAGAGACUUUUUGCGUGCGAUCGACGAUAUACUUCAUUCAUGACUGUUCACUUUCAAAAUGUGGCUUUCUUAAUAUUUCUUUUUUACGAUAUGUAUGAAAGCUUCCAGUCAGCGAUGUGAAACAUCACUGCUAGAAGAUGGAUUAUAUGUUAAGUACAUGUUUCUAACUGUAUAGCCGAUUACUGAACUACAAUGGCUUUGUUAUAUUUAUGAGAGUACCAAAAAUAUAAAAGAUCAAUAAUUAUGUAUGAAUGAUACGAGUGAUGUUAGCUGAAAUAAUUGUGACUAUGUGUUAAGAUUCUAGUUCACUAAUAACUAAGUGUAGGUGGAAACAUUUGUAUUAACAUUUUAUAUCAAAACUAUUGACAUUUUUUAUGAACGAUUAUUAUCCUAUAGCAUUAUUUUUUGCUAGGAAAAUAUUUGUGAAUAUAAAUUAAAUGUUUGUUACAUUUUGAUAAAUAUUUUAUCCACAUAGGUACUCAAUGACAAAUCAUUCAUGGAGUGACGUCUUCAGACAAUCCGUUUCCAAAUUAUGCUGUCACUCUUACAAUAAAUUAGACAAAUAUAUGUGAUUACUGCAGUUAAUUUAUCUUUAUCAAUACUCAAUAAUAAAAAGUGUAUGUUUGCAUAUAAUAAGACUUUUUACUGUAGGAUUCUCAAAAUAAAAAUGUAAACACUUCAAUGCUGCCAAAUUGUAUUUCAAACUGACUAUUGCUUGAUGUUACAAACACAUACACAUAUAUUAUAAGAGAUAGCUAAUAUACUUCAGAAAACAAAGACUGUAUAUAAGUAAUGUACAUAUUGUAAA
Molecule: messenger RNA, 3145 nt
Organism: Phymastichus coffea
Lineage: Eukaryota; Metazoa; Arthropoda; Insecta; Hymenoptera; Eulophidae
Product: frizzled-10-like
Exons: 6
Coding region: 449-2278 (609 amino acids)
Biological process (GO): canonical Wnt signaling pathway; non-canonical Wnt signaling pathway
Cellular component (GO): plasma membrane
Molecular function (GO): Wnt-protein binding; Wnt receptor activity
Source: RefSeq, a predicted model, not a curated record